UCACAUAGGAGGAAGAACAAAACAAGAUGGCGUCUGACGGAGAAUACGUUGUUUUGGUUAUUAUGGUUUCUAGGUCUUAAUUACAACGUACAUGUGCACAUGUGUGUCGUUUAACAGAGUAAACGUCGUUAUUAAUUGUUUGUAUGCGGAUACAUUAGUCUGAGUGCACUUAUACGUGCUAGCCUAGCCUGCUGGUUAGCUUAGCUUGUUAGCUGCUAACAAAGAGAGGCGGAAGUGAUCGACACAUCAAAGCAGAGAUCCAAUACGUCUGUGAAGAACAUCUUUACCCUGAGCAGCAGAAGUGGAGCUUCAGGAUGCGGACGGAGGAGCCACAGCCCUCCCACAUUAAGAAGGAAGAGGAAUACCCAUUGAUCCCCCAUUUUGAAAACGUAGCGGCGGACCCACUGACAACCAGAUUUAAAGAGGAAGCGGUGGAUCCACUGAGCCCUCACAUUGAGAAAGAGGAGCACCCACUGAAACCUCCCAUUAAAGAGGAAGACCCACUGACCCCUCACAUUAAGGAUGAAGAGGAGGACCCACUGACCCCUCACAUUAAAGAGGAAGAGGAGGAACACAGCAUCAGUCAGCAGGGAGAGCAUCUUGAAGGACUGGAGGAGGUUGAUGUCACCAAGAUGCCAGUGACUGGUGUCCCUGUGAAGAGUGAAGAUGAUGAGGUCAAAGGUGAGAGAGAGGAGAGGGGAGGGGGGGAGCCUCCAAGCAGCAGCUCAACUCAACACAUGACAACAGAAGCUGAUGGAGACCACUGUGGAGGAUCACAAGCAGACAAGCUCUUAGCUCCACUAUCAGAUAGUGAGGACACAACGUCACACUCUCCUGACACUGAUGAUGAAGACUCUAAAGAUGAUAAGACAUGUCACACUGACAACACACACUUCACAUGUUCUGUCUGUGACAAAACUUUUAAAUCCAGUAAUUUGAAAAGACACAUGAGAACACACACUGGAGAAAAACCUUUUUCAUGUUCAAUCUGCGGUAAAGAUUUUACUCAUAGGCACGAUUUGAAAAUACACAUGAGAAUACACACUGGAGAAAAACCUUUUUCCUGCUCAGAAUGCGGUAAAAGUUUUGUAAGAAAUCAAAGUUUAAAAGCACACAGGAGAACACACACUGGAGAAAAACCUUUUUCAUGUUCAAUCUGCGGCGAAGAUUUUACUCGAAGGGAGCAUUUGAAAAUACACAUGAGAAUUCACACUGGAGAAAACCCUUACUCCUGCUCAGAAUGUGGUAAAAGUUUUGGGAGAAAUAGAAGUUUAAAAGAACACAUGAGAACACACACUGGAGAAAAACCUUUUUUGUGUUCAAUUUGUGGUAAAGAUUUUACUCAUAGUCAACAUUUGAAAAGACACAUGAGAACACACAGUGGAGAAAAACCUUUUUCAUGUUCAAUCUGCGGUAAAGAUUUUACUCAAAAGCACCAUUUCAAAGCACACGUGAGAGUACACAGUGGAGAACAACCUUUUUCAUGUUCAAUCUGCGGUAAAGAUUUCAUGCGAAGGGACCAUUUCAAAAAACACAUGAGAACACACACUGGAAAACAAACUUGUUCAUGUUCAAUCUGCGGUAAAGAUUUUACUCGAAGGGACCAUUUCAAAAAACACAUGAGUACGCACACUGGAGAAAAACCUUUUACAUGUUCAGUAUGUUGUAAAAGUUUUACACAAAGACAGCAUUUGAAAAGACACAUGAUAACACACACAGGAGAAAAACCUUAUUCUUGUUCAAUCUGCGGUAAAGAUUUUACUCAAAAGCACCAUUUCAAAGCACACAUGAGUACACACACUGGAGAAAACCCUUAAACAUGUUCUGUAAGUUGUAAAGGUUUUAUACAAAGUUCGUAUUUUGAAAAGACACACGUGAACACACACAGGUGAGAAAGUGUUGAGUUGCAAUGUGUGUGGUGAAAGAUUCUCUUCUAAGUACCAGUGUAAGAAACACAAGUGUGCUGGUGAGAACAGCAGCAGCAAAUGAAGAUGCAGGAUUUGAAAUAAACUGUCAAAACUUAACUUUGAACUUCUAGCAACAUCAGCACAUAAUUUCUAACAUUUAUAGAUUAUAUAUAGAUUAUUGCUUUUUUCAGUCAAGUACAUGUUUUAAUAUACAAUGUAAUAUACACAACACUUUGACUGCAAAGGUGAGAAUAAACAGGACAAAAUAUGUUGCAAAUACUUUUUAUGUGUAUAGAGAUAUUCAGAAAUAAUUUUUAAUUAAUAAUGAUGUUAUAAAUGAACACCUUUAUAUGAUGUACAUAUUUGUUUUACAUGUGUUCAUACCUUUGCUUUUGAGUACACAUAAAUCCCUCUUAGUUCAUAUUUACUGGUUCACAUCUGAAACAUCUUCUGGACCACUUCUGGAAGCAUAUUAUUAUUUACUUUAUACAAACCCAGUCUCCAUAUGAGUUGGGAAAUUGUGUUAGAUGUAAAUAUAAACGGAAUACAAUGAUUUGCAAAUCCUUAUCAACCCAUAUUCAGUUGAAUGCACUACAAAGACAAGAUAUUUGAUGUUCAAACUCAUAAACUUUAUCUUUUUUUGCAAAUAAUAAUUAACUUAGAAUUUCAUGGCUGCAACACGUGCCAAAGUAGUUGGGAAAGGGCAUGUUCACCACUGUGUUACAUCACCUUUUCUUUUAACAACACUCAAUAAAUGUUUGGAAACUGUGGAAACUAAUUGUUGAAGCUUUGAAAGUGGAAUUAUUUCCCAUUCUUGUUUUAUGUAGAGCUUCAGUCCUAGUUGUCGUAUUUUACGCUUCAUAAUGCGCCACACAUUCUCCAUGGGAGACAGGUCUGAACUGCAGGCGGCCCAGAAAAGUGACCGCACUCUUUUACUACAAAGCCACGCUGUUGUAAUACGUGGUUUGGCAUUGUUUUGCUGAAAUAAGCAGGGGCAUCCAUGAUAAUGUUGCUUGGAUGACAACAUAUGUUGCUCCAAAACCUGUAUGUACCUUUCAGCAUUAAUGGUGCCUUCACAGAUGUGUAAGUUACCCAUGCCUUGGGCACUAAUACACCCCCAUACCAUCACAGAUGCUGGCUUUUCAACUUUGCGCCUAUAACAAUCCGGAUGAUUAUUGUCCUCUUUGUUCCAUAGGACACCACGUCCACAGUUUCCAAAUAUAAUUUGAAAUGUGGACUCGUCUGACCACAGAACACUUUUCCACUUUGCAUCAGUCCAUCUUAGAUGAGCUCGGGCCCAGCCCAGCCGGCGGCGUUCCUGGGUGUUGUUGAUAAAUGGGUUUGGCUUUGCAUAGCAGAGUUUUAACUUGCACUUACAGAUGUAGCCACCAACUGUAGUUACUGACAGUGAUUUUAUGAAGUGUUCCUGAGCCCAUGUGGUGAUAUCAUUUACACACAGAUGUCGGUUUUCGAUGCAGUACCGCCUGAAGGAUCAAACGUCUGUAAUAUCAUCGCUUAUGUGCAGCGAUUUCUCCAGAUACUCUGAACUUUUUGAUGAUUUACCCGACCAUAGAUGGUAAAAUCCCCAAAUUCCUUGCAAUAGCUCGUUGAGAAAUGUUGUUCUAAAACUGUUCCACAAUUUGCUUACAAAGUGGUGACCCUCGCCCCAUCCUUGUUUGUAAAUUACUUUUUCAUGGAAGCUGCUUUUAUACCCAAUCAUGGCACCCACCUGUUCCCAAUUAGCCUGCACACCUGUGGGAUGUUCCAAAUAAGUGUUUGAUGAGCAUUCCUCAACUUUAUCAGUAUUUAUUGCCUCUUUUCCCAACUUCUUUGUCACGUGUUGCUGGCAUCAAAUUCUAAAGUUAAUGAUUAUUUGCACCAAAAAAAAUGUUUAUCAGUUUGAACAUCAAAUAUGUUGUCUUUGUAGCAUAUUCAACUGAAUAUGGGUUGAAAAGGAUUUGCAAAUCAUUGUAUUCUGUUUAUAUUUACAUCUAACACAAUUUCCCAACUCAUAUGGAAACAAGGUUUGUAGAUCAUUUGAGCAAGUUUCUUUUAUACAAGAUCAUUUUUUUGGAUUGAUUGAUUGAAACUUUUAUUAGUAGAUUGCACAGUACAGUACAUAUUCCGUACAAUUGAACACUAAAUGGCAACACCCCAAUAAGUUUUUCAACUUGUUUAAGUCGGGGUCCACGUUAAUCAAUUCAUGGUACUUUACUUUUGAAAUGUGUGUUUUUUUUUAAUCAUUUGUUGGAUCUCAAAAAUCCAUUCUUUUAAUUAUCUUUAUUACGCUCUUCCGUAAUAUGAAUAUUGUUUUAUAUGUAUGUCCCCUUUAUGCAAUAUGUAGAUUACAGAAAAUGGCAACAUUAUAUGUGGAAAGUUAUGAAGGAUAGUUUUGUUUUUAAUAAUCUACAUUUAUUAUUAAAAAACUACACAUGACAA
Messenger RNA from Nerophis ophidion (straightnose pipefish), 4346 nucleotides. RefSeq names its product zinc finger protein OZF-like. Gene Ontology annotation, cellular component: nucleus. NCBI's taxonomy places the organism in Eukaryota, Metazoa, Chordata, Actinopteri, Syngnathiformes, Syngnathidae. Bases 315 to 1817 code for a protein of 500 amino acids. The transcript is spliced from 2 exons. The record is from RefSeq and is a predicted model, not a curated record. Gene Ontology annotation, biological process: regulation of transcription by RNA polymerase II. Gene Ontology annotation, molecular function: DNA-binding transcription factor activity, RNA polymerase II-specific; RNA polymerase II cis-regulatory region sequence-specific DNA binding.